Messenger RNA from Colletotrichum karsti, 2442 nucleotides. RefSeq lists its product as uncharacterized. Gene Ontology annotation, molecular function: DNA-binding transcription factor activity, RNA polymerase II-specific; transcription cis-regulatory region binding; zinc ion binding. Gene Ontology annotation, cellular component: nucleus. Bases 1 to 2442 code for a protein of 813 amino acids. The record is from RefSeq and is a predicted model, not a curated record. The transcript has 2 exons. Lineage: Eukaryota; Fungi; Ascomycota; Sordariomycetes; Glomerellales; Glomerellaceae. Gene Ontology annotation, biological process: positive regulation of transcription by RNA polymerase II.
AUGCCUGCUACCACCAGAAGCAGAGGGGGACCCAUCGGCUCCAGCUCCGCCAGUCAGAAGAAUCAGAAAGCCCCCUCGCGAGGAAAGCAACAAACAUCAACUGGCAACAGCGCCAAGAGGGUACCGCGAUCCAGGACCUUCACAGGCUGCCGCACCUGCAGGAGUCGACAUCUCAAGUGUGACGAGGCCCGCCCGAAGUGUUCGUCCUGUCGCCGACUCAACCUGGUGUGCGAGGGCUACGAUGGGCAGCUCCUGUGGGUGCCGGAUCCGCUAUGCCCGACAACGGGCGAGCAGAAGCAUGCCUCCUCUUCUCACCGCGGCACCUCGUACCGGUACCCGCUCUUCACCGAGGAUGAGCGUAGCUCGAUGGCCGUUGAGAUCGUCGAUAGUAUGGGCGACCGCUCUGCCGGUGAUAUUGUCAUCGACCUUGACGAGAAGAGCGUCCACGGCGAGGGAGAAGUGUGUCUUAUCGGCCCCUUUGGCGUCUUCAGGGCGUUCGAGAGCGAUUCUACCACGGAAUCGGAAGAGGCUUCCUCCCCUCUUCAUCAGUCUCAGAGUUCGCCAACAUCAUCACCGGCCGACGUCUUGCCUGAUCUUGUCGGCGGUGACUGCCUAGAUGAGGAUGUCGAGGAGGUCAUGAUAGAGCCAUGGUCCAUUCAUGACGAAUCUCUAGCGAUGGAGCCGUCGUUUCUCCCUGGUGUCUUUGACACCUUUGAUGCAGACGCAUUGAUGAAUCUCGGCCAGCCUUGGAUGCAUGGUGAGGGCACGGGAAGUCUUUCCCAUAUGAUGUCCAUGGACGGCUCCAUGUCUGCUCUAGACCUUCUCUUCUCUUCUACCUCUCCGCGGCCUCCCGUCACGGGUCGCAUAGACCACCUAGCAACUGAUAUCCCAGACCAACAACAAGAAGAAACAAAUCAACUACAACUGCAAGACGCAAGUCUUCCGCAAGACCAACCAACCACUGAAACAACAUCAUCAGCUGAGCUCGAUAUGAACUUACCUCUUCCGCGCAAAGUUUCUGCACCCUUCACCAAUAACCUACCCGGCGUCGCACCAUGUCUUCCUACACAUGCCGCCUCUCUCUUACGAUACUACAAGACCAUCGAUUCAUCAUCGACUGUUAAGGGCAUGAGGAUAUCGCCUUGGCAGCUCUGGCUUCUGCCCUGCGCACUAGAGACAUUUGCCGAGCUGUCUCUUUGGAACACCACCUCCCAUACGAGACAUAGUAUUCUAUGCACAUUGUUAGCUAGGAGCGCUUUCCACUUGCACAGGUCGCUGAAAGAAGAUCAAAAGGCUUCAUCUGAAUGGCUUGGGGUCGGACUCGACUAUCAGAAAAGUGCGCAGUCACACCUAAAGCUGGCACUACAAAGCGAGUCUGACGAACCGAGCCAAGCCAAAUAUAAUGAAAUCCUCAUGGCCAUCCUUGCUACGGCCAUGGUAUCUGUACUCUACAACGGAUCUCGCGCAGUAAAGAUCUUCCUCCUCGAUGCUGAACGCCUCAUCCGCCUCCGUGGUCUCUCGAUGCCCAAAUCCUUCCAUCUUCGCGUCCUACACCAUGUCUACACCCACCUCCGUGUAAUAGCAGAGAGCACAGAUAUAUCCAUCGACAACUCUUCAUCCAAGAUAGGUCAAGCUCUCUCAGCGAAUGCACAAGCACAGGCAGCAACAGAGAUGGCCGUCUCACUCCGCAAGUUCCGCAUCGCCGAGGACUCACUCGGCGCCGACCUCGACAUCUCCAGAGAGAAACCCGCCGAGGUUGGCUACGCGGACAUCCACCUCGAUAUCUCUGGCCACUGGCCAGUCACGAUGUACCCCGAUAUUUACGGCGUCCCGGAGUCUCUGAUGACUCUGCUAUCUCAGACAAUCAGCUUUGCUAAUGAGAAGGCCAAGCUGGAAGCCAUUGCGUCGUACGAUCCCCGCGUCUCCGCAGCUCUUUCUCGUCAUGUUAAGAUGCUCGAAAAACACAUUUGGUCCUGGUCGAUUGAGUCUACCGAUGUACACAGCGGACCGAGUAGGCCGCAGGAACUCACGGAUAGAGACACAAAACUAGUUGACCACCCCGUCAUUCGAUCCCUCACGUUGGCGAUGCACCAAGCUCUGAUCAUUUACUUCUACCGGCGAGUGUAUAACAUGAGCGCGAUGGUCAUCCAGGAUGCCGUUCGCAAAACUCUUGACUACAUACAACCCUGUCUUGAGGAGACUGCGGAUGACCAUGACUUUGCUACUAGCAUUGGCUGGGCCGGGUUCAUCGCAGCUUGUGAGGCUGUUACGCCGGAUCUCCAAGAGCGAGGACGGCUUAUUCUUGAAUCUAUCGACACACAAGGGGUUAUCUUUGGUGCUGAUAAGCCCAGCGUCCUGGCGCAAGGGGUGUGGGAUAAGAGAAGAGAGACGGGGGACUGGACGUUGAGCUGGCCAGACUUGAUGCAAAAUAUCUCGAGGUGA